Messenger RNA from Exserohilum turcica Et28A, 2321 nucleotides. RefSeq lists its product as uncharacterized. Gene Ontology annotation, molecular function: oxidoreductase activity, acting on CH-OH group of donors; flavin adenine dinucleotide binding. Lineage: Eukaryota; Fungi; Ascomycota; Dothideomycetes; Pleosporales; Pleosporaceae. The record is from RefSeq and is a predicted model, not a curated record. The coding region runs from base 384 to 2321 and encodes 645 amino acids. The transcript has 3 exons. Gene Ontology annotation, biological process: secondary metabolite biosynthetic process.
GGGAAACAGGGCGUGGCUGACGGCGAGGCUUCUGUCAGAAGACUGGUCUAUGAAUGCACUGUCUGCUUGGUCUUCUAAGACCCAGGAAGGGCACUCUAUUGGGCCUUGGCUGUUGGGGCGGCAGAUGUACCCAAGAAGCCAGGACGGAUGAGAUGAUAUAAAGAGCUACGUCUCUUAGUCGCCUCUCCCUUGCUGUCACUCUUGUGCUUUCCCUUGGCAAGAGCCUUUGGACUUCUCGCCCCCAAAGCUCAUCUUAGAGUAUAUUCACUGUAGUUGUAUACGGGAGUUCGGUGGUGAAGCUGCGGGCUCCACAACGCAGAGUACACUAUAGAAACAACCAGUAAACGUGUCAUACCUCGUAGCUUGAACACGAGUAAUUCAAGAUGCGUCAUUCUACUCUCGGCCGGACAUCGGCCUGGGCCCUGUUGACGCUCUCGCUACUCCAAACAAGUUCAGCGUGGCCCACGUUCAAUCUAUACAACUCCCAGUUCGCAAAGCGUCAAUCACAGCCAGAUGGUCCGCCUCAGGGCGGUGCACAAUCCGACCCAGCUUUCAACGAAGAGUAUGACUUUAUCAUUGCUGGAGGAGGAACAGCUGGAUUGGUCCUGGCAAAUCGCCUGACGGAAUCUGGAAACUUCACCGUGCUAGUUCUCGAAGCUGGGCCAAGCCCAGAGCAAGUACUGGCAUACGAGUCACCAGGAGGCAACCAGUUCAUCAAGGGCAGUAUCAUCGACUGGGGUCUCAUCACAGAGCCUCAACAGCACUUGAACAACCGCACUCUGCAGUACCUUCGUGGAAGAGGUCUCGGAGGCUCCAGCACGACCAAUGGUCUUUACUACGCUCGUGGCUCAGCCAGCGUGUAUGACCAUUGGGAGAAGCUUGGAAAUGCAGGAUGGGGCUGGAAAGACGUGUGGCCUCUGUUCCGAAAGAGCACAAAGAUCAACUCACCCUCUUCGACCAAGGAGCUAGCAGCUUUCACUCAACAAUACAAGACUUUCGAAGCUAGUGCUUAUAGCGACGGUCCACUCCAACUGGGCUUCCAAGGAUACGUUCCCCCUUCCACCAGCGGCUUCGUCGUAGCUUGCAGCGAAGCCGCAAACAUCCCCAUUGUCAACGACUUGAACCUGGGAGACGGCCAUGGUGUCAAGCACGGAACCACGACGCUCGACAGCAGGCUUCGAAGGAGCUCUAGCUACAACAGCUUCUACGGACAGGCCCGCAACCGUGGCAACCUGAGAGUCCUGCACGACGCACCUGUUACUGGUAUCAUGCUGAGCAAGCCUUCGAAUUCCAGCAGCAGUCGACCUCGCGCCAUGGGCGUCAGCUACGUCCGCCACGCAACCGGUCUCGUCAACAUGGCUCGCGCCAAAAAAGAAGUCAUUGUCAGCAUGGGGGCCUUCCACUCGCCUCAACUCCUCAUGCUCUCUGGCAUCGGUCCCAAGGCACAGCUCGAAAAAGUCGGCGUCACCCCCGUCGUCGUCAACGAAAACGUAGGCCAACACCUCAACGACCACUCGGUCUUUUCCAUCAUGGCGCGCGCCGUCGACUCGGCCUCCACAACCGACAUGUCGCGGACGCCCGCGAACCUGCGCAAAGCCCAGGACGAAUACUACAGCAACCUGACGGGCCCGUACACAGCCCCCUCUGGCGUGACCAACGGGUUCCAGAAGUUCAGCGAGCAGGAACUGCGCGACAUUGGCGCGCAAGCCGUUAUUGACGCGGGCCUCGCCAACCAAACCCACGUCGAGUAUCUGUUUGAAAGCGUGUGGUACCCGUGGAUCCCGACGCCGUACUGGACGCCGCUGGCCAACGAGUCGUACAUUUCCGUCACGGCAUCCAGCAUGGUGCAGCUGUCGCGCGGCACCGUGACGCUGCGCAGCGCAUCCAUGACGGACGAGCCGCUCAUCAACAGCAACUACUACGCAGAUCCCACCGACGCCGCCGUCGGCAUCGCGUCCUUCAAGUACCUGCGCAAGAUCCUGCGCCACCCAGCCCUCGCCCAGUAUACCAUUGGGCCUAAUGCCGGCGAAGUAAGCCCUGGCUCUGCCGUUGCGGAUAACGACGACAAGGCCAUCUUGGACUACAUCAAAGCGAAUACCAUGCCCAAUUGGCAUGCCACUGGUACCAACCGCAUGUUGCCGGAGAAAGAUGGCGGUGUCGUGGACAACACGCUUAAGGUCUAUGGCGUCGAUGGUUUGAGGGUCGUGGACUGCAGUAUUGUGCCUGUGCUGCCCGAUGCUAAUAUCCUGGCGAGUAUCUACAUGGUGGCUGAGAAGGGGGCUGAGAUGAUUCGUAAGGAGUGGGGCGAUUCGGGUAUCUAG